AGCUCAAAGCUAAGAAGAACCCCAAAAGAGCAUUCAUCAUUCCUCAUCACAAUGGCGUCGUCUUCAACUACUCUCCUCAUGAUCUUCGCCGCGGUCGCGGCCGCAUUGACCUUGUCGGGUUAUAGAGUUCAUGCUGCAGUGGACUGUUCGUCGUUGAUACUAAACAUGGCUGAUUGCUUAUCAUUUGUGACAAGUGGUAGUACAGUGGAGAAGCCAGAAGGGACAUGUUGUUCAGGUCUCAAGACAGUGGUUAGGACAGGACCAGAGUGUUUAUGUGAAGCAUUCAAGAACAGUGCUUCUCUUGGUGUUACUCUUGAUUUGUCUAAAGCUUCUUCUCUUCCUACUGUUUGUAAAGUUGCUGCUCCUCCUUCUGCUCGUUGUGUUUCUGUCUCUGGAUCUCCUCCUGCUACUGCCCCUGGUUUAGCUCCUACGGCCGGAGCAGGUGCACCGGAGUUGUCCAGCAGAGCAAAUGCGGCGGCGUCUCCAAUUCAGUCCCCGAGGAGUUCAGAUGCAUCCUUGCUCUCUGUGUCUUUCGCAUCUAUCAUUUUCAUGGCACUCAUCUCUUCUUUCUAUUGAGCCUUAUACAAUUUAAUUGCUUCUCUUGAGUUCUUUUUGUUUGCUAUGUAGCUGAAGAGUUUGGUGUUGAUGAUCACUUUUAACUUUCAUGUAUCAAUUCUACUGAGAAUUCUCUCAUAAUUUUAGUUUCUAAGAAAAAAUUAUAUUAUUAUUACA
Capsella rubella is the source of this 732-nucleotide messenger RNA. Its product is annotated as non-specific lipid-transfer protein-like protein At2g13820. The record is from RefSeq and is a predicted model, not a curated record. Bases 52 to 576 code for a protein of 174 amino acids. The transcript has 3 exons. NCBI's taxonomy places the organism in Eukaryota, Viridiplantae, Streptophyta, Magnoliopsida, Brassicales, Brassicaceae. Gene Ontology annotation, molecular function: lipid binding. Gene Ontology annotation, biological process: lipid transport.